CCCCAUGGCUUCCGCCGCCGCAAAUCUCCCGUGGAAUAAGAAGAAGCCUGAUUGGUCGAAGCUCCAGUACGGUAUUGGCCGCUGCAAACGCUGCCGGGAACUUGAUAAACUGAAACCCAAGCCCGACGAGAACGAUUACAUAUGGCAGGACGAAGAUUUCGGGGGCGACGAAGAACUAAUGCUAUGGGUCAUUCAUUACCGGAGGAAAUGCGAGGUCACCGGUGUACAAGGGGGAGCGAUAGGUGGAGGUCCA
Molecule: messenger RNA, 253 nt
Organism: Linum tenue
Lineage: Eukaryota; Viridiplantae; Streptophyta; Magnoliopsida; Malpighiales; Linaceae
Source: the annotation of a GenBank genome assembly